This is a messenger RNA of Aspergillus sclerotioniger CBS 115572, 2970 nucleotides long. Its product is annotated as putative C6 transcription factor. Gene Ontology annotation, molecular function: DNA-binding transcription factor activity, RNA polymerase II-specific; zinc ion binding. The record is from RefSeq and is a predicted model, not a curated record. The transcript is spliced from 4 exons. Gene Ontology annotation, cellular component: nucleus. Lineage: Eukaryota; Fungi; Ascomycota; Eurotiomycetes; Eurotiales; Aspergillaceae. Gene Ontology annotation, biological process: positive regulation of transcription by RNA polymerase II; aromatic amino acid catabolic process. The coding region runs from base 458 to 2866 and encodes 802 amino acids.
CCUGAUAACAACCAGGGUGAUGCUGGAUUUGUGCAAGCGAUGACAUAACAUGCAGCUGGUCGGAGACCCUCGGGACACCCCUCGAUGACACCAUGAGCAGCAAAUACGUGCCGCUUCUGACACCAUUUUAUCUUCGAGAAUGCGAUUGGAAAUGCGGCUAGUCUGUGCUAUCCAGUGCUAUCCAAUUAUUGGGAUCCAUCGAGGUCAGGUGUCCGAUUUCUUUGUUCGCUCCGGUGAAGCGCCGGAUGUUUUGUUCCUCCGCCACGGAAAAUAACGGGUAUUUGGCAGCUCCCCACCACCCCUUUUUCUGCCCGCCUGCAAUAUGCGCUCCGGAUGGACCUUCGAUACCCGCCCAGAUCUAGCCCUUUUCUAGCCAGCCCGCCAGAUAUCCGGACUUCCUAUUGCGACCUCAUCUUAUCACGACAAUGUCAUUGGUUGGGCCACCUCUCUCACAAUAAUGGAAGUUAGGGGCCCGUCCCGCAGCGGGGAGGUUUCGAACCGGGCAUACCAGCGGACCUACAAGGCCUGUCUGUCCUGUCGCCAGCGAAAGGCGAAGUGCGAUCUGGGUACCGACUCCGAGGGCCUCCCGGUGGGCCCUCCAUGUGCCAAAUGCCGCAGGGAGCAGAGAGAGUGCGUGUUCAGUGAGAAGAGGGCCUGGGAGAGGAAAGGCAAGCGAGGUCCAUCUGAGGAUAUUGUGUCACCCUCAAGAGUACGCCGAAGGCUGUCGGGCACUCCUAGACGUAGCAGGGAUGUCCCGGACGACGUACUCCAGGUGGUUGACGACGGCCCAGUUCACGACGAUGACAGGCACGGGGACGACUUUGAAGGACCGCAGCAGCCAUACAUCCCCGAGGAACGCCGUGGUCGCCGUCACUCCACGUCCACACUGGCAAAUUCCAUGAUGCGCACUGUGGUCUCAUCCGGGAACGAUGCGCUGAACAUCCUCUUCGAGGCGGCCGCGGUUCAUAGCCAAGAGAAUAAGUCAAAUGGGUCUGGAGCUCAAACACGAAAUACGCAGACUUCUACUGCACAAGCUAGCGACGUGGACAACUCCGGAGAUCAAUCGCAUUUCAUGUAUGCUGCCGAGGCUCUAGCCAAGGCGAAGCGUCCAGUGAAGCUCUCGCUCGUCUCGAAAGAGGUACUCAGCGUUUGGGAAUCUUGUCGCUUCGUCAAGAUGGGAUGGUUUACUUCAAGAGAGGCGGUCACACUGAUUGAUAUGUUUUUCAAGAACAUGACACCGCUAUCUCCCAUCUUGACAAAUUUCUAUGCGGAUCAUAAUAAUCACCGCUGGCUUGUGACACGCGAACCUGUUCUCUGCUGUACGUUACUAAUGUUGUCAUCGCGGUACCAUGUCCUGCCCGGGGCCGGCGGCGAGUCUAGGAACUUCUUCAUUCAUCAUCGGCUGUGGCAGCAUUGCCAACAGCUGGUGGUGCGGCUGAUAUUUGGGCAAGAGAGAUCGUCCCAUACUCGGAUCAGGAGUAUCGGCACAAUUGAGGCCCUUUUGCUAAUGUCAGAAUGGCACCCUAGAUCUCUCCACUUUCCGCCCGAAAGCGACGGAUGGGACGCUGACAUAACGUUGGCCCCAGAGCCCCAAGAAUCGGAAGCCUCGUCGGCUGGUAGAUGGCUCGAGGAUAUGAUCGAGCCAGCUAAGAGAUCAGACCAGAUGUCCUGGAUGUUGCUCGGCUCUGCGUUGUCCCUAGCCCAUGAACUGGGCAUCUUUGAGCUGGACGACAAGAACUGUGACCACUCUUCCGUAUACGAAGGGCUCAUAUCCGAUGACCAGAUAAAGCUUCGCAGACAGCGGGUACAACGGCUGUUAUAUGUAUAUAUCAACCAGCUAGCCUGGCGAAUAGGCUGCGUAUCACUUAUGCCACAGAGCCUAAACCAUGCGAUUGCAGGUCGACAAACAAGUAGGGCUUUAAGUCAGCCGGGGGACGAGUGGCUAGCGUUUAUGGAUUCUUGGAUGGAUCUUACCAAACUGGCCAAGUCGGUUACUGACACGUUCUUUCCUACUGUAUCGUUUGCAAGGCAGCAAUUGCAUAGUGGAAGAUAUAUCGAUCUGUUGGACCAUUUCCGUACACUACUCAUCAGAUGGAAAGAAGAACAUCUCCGACCACAGGUGCUAAGCAGACACUUUUUCGAUAUUCUGUUCAUAGAAUACCACUUUGUCCGCGUCUAUACACACUCGGUUGGGAUGCAAGCGGUUGUGGAACGUGCCGUUGCAGACAGUGAUCCGAAUGUGGAGGAUGUCCGGGCCACGAGCAUUGACCCGAUUGACUAUGAAUAUAUCCAGGAAGUCAUUGACGGCUGUUGUCAGAUACUACAAAAGGUGGCCCAACUAGGUGAAAUCGGAGCCCUGCGAUUUUCUCCCGUCCGGAUAUUCCUUCGGGUCACCAGCUCUUCUAUAUUCUUGAUGAAAGCCCUCAGCUUGGGGACCCGACCCGCAAAGCUCUGUGAAUCGCUGGACAUCCUCGAUCGCUGCGUGCAGGCGCUUAAAUCUAAUGCACUUGAUGAUAUUCAUCUGAGUUCGCGUUAUGCUGCGUUGCUAGAAAUGCACGUGUCGCGCCUACGACGCAACUUAUUCGCCUCCUCCAGGUCGACGAAGCAUAGCUACAGACCCACUACGCAACAAUCCAUGGCACCUUCCCACAGCAUGGAUAACGACAAUGGUCCCAUGAUGGACGUCCCUGUCUCGCAGCACAUGGCAGAUGUGAGUUUCAUUCCAUCAUUAAGUGGUGUCGCCGCCGACGACUGGCUUUCCUUGCCAUUUGACCCGUCGAUGGCGCCGUUUGGAAUCAGUACGGGUGGACAAUUUCCGGCCUAUGAAGGGGGGGCACUGAACUUCAUUUGGAACCUGCCAUCAUAACAUUCCUGUUCUUGUAGAUAGCAACACCAGGGAGUGCCGGAUCACUUCAUGGGAUUAAAAUAGCCAUUUCAAAUGCAUAGGCCUCGGUCUGGUGAAAGCCAAAC